CGGCGGGCGGCGCUCCCCGGUGCCUCCCGCUCCGCUCCGCGCCCGCUCCGCCGAUGGCCGCCGGCCGCCGCGCUCCCCCGGAGCCCGGCGGGGGCCCGGUGCUACUUCAAGGCAUCUUCGGCGCGGGGCCGGCCCCCGGUGCCGCCGCCUGCUCGCUGACCCUGACGGCCCGGGAGCUGCAGGUGCGGCGUGCCGGCGGCUGCCCGGGCGGCUCGGCCGGUCCCGACGCCGCGCUCCGCCUGGCCGACUGCGUGGGCUCGGCCGCUUUCCCCGCGGCCGCGGCCGCCGCCUGCUUCUCGCUGGUGUGUUACCCGCUGCGGGGGCCGCGCUGGGGGCCGCCCGCCCGCCAGCGCCUGGAGCGGACCUUCCGCGUCUCCCGGGGUCCCGACGCCGAGGGCAACCUGCGCAUCGCCCAGGCCUGGAGCCGCCGCAUCCGCGAGCUCGCCGUGCCCGCCGUGCCCGUGCAGGACGGUGACAGCUAUGGGGUGCUGCCCCGGCCCUGCCACGCGCUGGUGCUGCUGAACCCACAGAGCGGCUCUGGCCGUGCCCUUGAUGACUUCCAGGCAGUGGUGCAGCCCAUGCUGGCUGAGGCUGACAUUGCCACCACUGUCUUCGUCACCGAAAGACCCCACCAUGCGCAUGAGAAGGUGCGAGAUGAGGACCUGUCGCAGUGGGACACGUUGGUGGUCGUGUCUGGGGACGGGCUGCUGUUCGAGGUGGUGAACGGGCUGAUGGAGCGUCCGGACUGGAAGGAGGCCAUGAAGAAGCCACUGUGCAUCCUGCCAGGAGGCUCUGGGAAUGCCCUGGCUGCCUCUAUCAACUACUAUGCAGGCUACGACCACGUUGCCAAGAAAAAGCUGCUGACGAACUGCACCUUCAUCCUGUGCAAGGGGCUGUACACGCAGAUGGACCUGGUGUCGCUGAGCACGGCCUCGGGCAAGCACUUCUUCUCCUUCCUGGGCUUUGGCUGGGGCUUCAUCUCGGACGUGGACAUCGACAGCGAGAAGUACCGCUGGCUGGGCAGCGCCCGCUUCACCCUGGGCACGCUGCAGUGCCUGGCCAAGCUCCGGGUGUACCAGGGCCGCCUGUCCUACCUGCCCAUGGCCGCGGAGCAGGGCAGCUCCCCGGCACCCCGGGACACCCCCGCGCCCGUCACCAACGGCCACAUCCCGCAGCCGGCGGGGACCGAAGCGCCCGGCUCCCUGCCCCCCGACUCGCUGCUGGUGCCGCUGGGCCAGCCCGUGCCGGCGCACUGGACCGUGGUCCCCGAGGAGGAGUUUGUCCUGGUCUACGCCAUCUACCAGUCCCACCUGGGCACCAACCUGCUGAUGGCACCGGCGGCCCGGCUGCACGACGGCUGCAUCCACCUCUUCUACAUGAAGGCCGGCAUCAGCCGUGUGACGCUGCUGAAGCUCUUCCUGGCCAUGUCCAGGGGGACCCACCUGGACUUGAACUGUCCCCACCUGUCCUACGUCCCCGUCCGGGCGUUCCGCCUGGAGCCGCGGGUGGCCGCGGGCAUCAUGACAGUGGAUGGGGAGGCGCUGGCCUGCGAGCCCGUGCAGGGCCAGGUCCAUGCCCGCCUCUGCCGCGUCCUCAGUGGCUCCUGAGCUCCCCGUUUGCCCUCCCUGCAGCGCUGAGCUGCCGGCACGGCCCGGCGCGAGGGUGGCAGAGCCUUCCUCCCACUCAGGAACCCCCUCCUUCCACAGCAAUAGGUCUUGGGGGGGCGUGGGGCUCAUCCCCUCGCUUGCCCCCACGCUUAGCUUUACCCCCUUGGGACAGCCACCAAUGCUGUUCCAAAAAUGAGCCACAAGCCCCAUCAGGUACUCGGUGCCGGCGAGAUGCCAGCGUGUUUAAUCCUGGUACGAGGUCCCGGCCCCAGGCGGCUGCGCCGGCACAGCCCCGUCCCCUCCCCGGCUCAGACGCACACGGUGGCAUUGUUGUGUCCCCGCCCCGGAGCCAGUGCCACCGCCCCAGGGAGGGUCAGGACCAAUAGAUCUAAUACAAUAAACCGACUUUUUAAAGAAUGUUUCUACCCAAA
Messenger RNA from Vidua chalybeata, 2038 nucleotides. RefSeq names its product sphingosine kinase 1 (gene SPHK1). Gene Ontology annotation, biological process: sphingosine biosynthetic process; negative regulation of apoptotic process; cellular response to growth factor stimulus. The record is from RefSeq and is a predicted model, not a curated record. The transcript is spliced from 5 exons. Bases 54 to 1607 code for a protein of 517 amino acids. Gene Ontology annotation, cellular component: cytoplasm; membrane; intracellular membrane-bounded organelle. NCBI's taxonomy places the organism in Eukaryota, Metazoa, Chordata, Aves, Passeriformes, Viduidae.